AGUUUUUUUUGGGUGUUCUCCACGCUGCUUUUAUAAAUAAACAGUAUCGUCUUCUCGAAAGAUCCACCAACUCCUUUUAUCUCUGCCACUGCAUCAGCGUCGAUCGUCUCUCUUUGCAUCACUCAUUGUUUUCAUCUGUUCAUCUACUAUGGCGACGAAGAGAAACGUUGGAACGUUGAAGGAAGCUGAUCUGAAGGGAAAGAGCGUGUUCGUGAGAGUUGAUCUCAACGUCCCUUUGGAUGAUAACUCUAACAUCACUGAUGACACCAGGAUUCGCGCCGCUGUUCCCACCAUCAAGUACUUGAUGGGAAACGGAUCUAGAGUUGUUCUCUGCAGUCACUUGGGUCGCCCAAAAGGUGUUACCCCUAAGUUCAGCUUAAAGCCUCUUGUGCCGAGGUUGUCUGAGCUUCUUGGGAUUGAGGUUGUAAUGGCAAAUGACUCUAUUGGUGAGGAAGUCCAGAAACUAGUUGCAGCACUACCUGAAGGAGGUGUUCUUCUCUUGGAGAAUGUGAGGUUCUAUAAGGAAGAAGAAAAGAAUGACCCUGAAUUCGCAAAGAAGCUCGCUGCCCUUGCUGAUCUCUAUGUCAACGAUGCUUUCGGAACUGCUCAUAGAGCUCAUGCUUCCACCGAGGGAGUUGCCAAAUACUUGAAGCCUUCUGUCGCCGGUUUCCUCAUGCAGAAGGAGCUUGAUUACCUUGUCGGAGCUGUAGCAAACCCCAAGAAGCCUUUUGCCGCCAUUGUUGGAGGUUCAAAGGUUUCAACGAAGAUUGGUGUCAUUGAGUCGCUCUUGUCCACCGUUGACAUUCUCCUGCUCGGUGGAGGUAUGAUUUAUACUUUCUAUAAGGCGCAAGGACACGCGGUCGGAUCUUCCCUUUUGGAAGAGGACAAGCUUGACUUGGCCAGGUCACUCAUGGAGAAGGCCCAAGACAAAGGUGUCUCUCUUUUACUCCCAACCGAUGUGGUUAUUGCUGACAAGUUCGCUCCUGAUGCUAACAGCAAGAUAGUGCCGGCCACGGCAAUCCCAGAUGGCUGGAUGGGACUCGAUAUUGGUCCAGACUCAAUCAAGACAUUCAGCGAAGCUCUGGACACAACCAAGACCAUCAUCUGGAAUGGUCCCAUGGGUGUUUUUGAAUUUGAAAAGUUUGCAGCUGGAACUGAGGCCGUAGCAAAGCAGCUGGCGGAGCUGAGCGGAAAGGGAGUGACCACAAUCAUAGGAGGAGGUGACUCUGUAGCUGCCGUUGAAAAGGUUGGUUUGGCGGACAAGAUGAGUCACAUCUCUACCGGAGGCGGUGCAAGUUUGGAGCUUCUAGAGGGAAAGCCACUCCCAGGAGUCCUCGCUCUCGACGACGCUUGAGAAUCUUUAAGUUCCUGCACAUCUCUCUUGUGUUAUUUAUUAUACAAUCGUGUACCAAGUCGUCUGGUUUUCUUGUAGUCUGAUUUUUGUUGCUUUAGCUGCUCGUUGAUUGUUGUUUGUUAUAUGAUUGUCUAUCACACUGUUGGCUGUCUGAAUCUCUGGAUUCGUUUCAAAAUGAUUGAAUCUCCCUGAUGAGAGAAAAAUUCAUCAAUUUGUUUGUUCA
Brassica napus (rape) is the source of this 1577-nucleotide messenger RNA. RefSeq names its product phosphoglycerate kinase 3, cytosolic-like. The coding region runs from base 149 to 1354 and encodes 401 amino acids. Gene Ontology annotation, biological process: glycolytic process; gluconeogenesis. Gene Ontology annotation, cellular component: cytosol. The record is from RefSeq and is a predicted model, not a curated record. Gene Ontology annotation, molecular function: ADP binding; ATP binding; phosphoglycerate kinase activity. The transcript has 5 exons. Lineage: Eukaryota; Viridiplantae; Streptophyta; Magnoliopsida; Brassicales; Brassicaceae.